Hemibagrus wyckioides is the source of this 3764-nucleotide messenger RNA. It is a transcript of the gene gpatch2, whose product is annotated as G patch domain containing 2. The coding region runs from base 99 to 1517 and encodes 472 amino acids. NCBI's taxonomy places the organism in Eukaryota, Metazoa, Chordata, Actinopteri, Siluriformes, Bagridae. The transcript has 10 exons. The record is from RefSeq and is a predicted model, not a curated record. Gene Ontology annotation, molecular function: nucleic acid binding.
GGUGUUUGAUACGAGCCACUAUGGUGGCCUCCUUGUUCCAACCCGUCCUCGUUAAAUUUCCCCCAAUUUAAGGAUCUCUAGAUUUUUUAAAGGGGUUCAUGUUCCGUGCAGCUGAUCUUAAGAACUUCGGUAAAGCGGGAACCAGCUGGCACUUUGGCCGGACGAUGGACGAGCUGGUCCAUGACUUGGUGUCGGCGCUGGAGGAGAGCUCGGAGCAGGCCCGUGGCGGCGGCUGCAGUGCCAGUCUCGACCUCGCGCUGCCUGCUGGACGCAUGCUCAAACGGCACGCUCGCAAACGGCGUGGAAGGAAGCGCCGCUCAGAGAACAGCACCCGUCCCGCACUGUGCCACGCCCCUUGCCACACAAGCCACGCCUCAGACUCCAGCCUGGACGAGCACAGAGACACGCGCCUGUCAUCCAGCUCCAACGCCAACGCCAACAACAGCGACUCGGAUGAGCAGCUCGGUGCCAAGCGUGGAAAACGCCCUCCGUGGCACGAUGACGCAGGAGUCGCCGAUGCCAACCGCAGCCUUCGGAGGAGGCGCAAGGUCAAGCGCAUGGCCAUCGACCCGCCGCCGGAGUUCUCGCCCAAAUCGGCAGGAGGGAGCAGGGAGGAGGGGACAGGGAUCGACGCAGUGACUAAAGGCAGAGUGAAGAAGAGGAAGCUGGCACUGGUACACCGGCUGGCUUUGGACGCUGCAGACGAAGGCGUGGUCGUGGAGACUGAGGAGGCGGGGCUUUCUGGGAAAGAAAAAAUGGACUUUGAGGAGCACAAGGGUUCUGAUGAAGACAUGAGUGACAGGUGUGAAACCAGUAGUGUGAGUAACAGCAGUGAUGGAGGUCUGUUCACCAAUGAUGAAGGAAGACAAGGUGAUGAUGAGCAAAGUGAUUGGUUCUACGAGGGUGAGGCGGGUGGGGCUUGUGGCAUCGCAGGUGUGGUCCCAUGGUGGGACAGGGACUCUAACGAGCUGGACCUGAAUGACCCGGUGUUCAACAGCAUCCUCACAGGGGCAUUCCCUCUCAUGUCCCAGGGAGCACAGCGAGGAUUUCAAGCCAGGUUAGCUCGACGUGCUUCACUGCAGCAAGCUCAGGGUGUCUCUCAGGUAGCUGGAUGUGCUGAGAGAAUUCCCAGAUUGUCUCAGGAUCCUCACGCACAUGAGCCUUGGUUCAGUCCCGGAUCCAGACGUGAACAGUGUCAUUGGGAUUCGAGAUCGGACCGAGGCCACCGGAGAAGCUGCUCACUGAAGACUGCCAGCAGGCAGACGAGUGGCCAUCUUGGCUCACUGUGUACCGGAGACAUUAAAAGGAGACGCAAAGCUGCACCUAUGGGAGCUCCUUUAUCUGCAGGUGUGGUAGGAGAGGGAGUGCCGCCGAUCCCGGACUCGAAUGUGGGGAACCGGAUGCUGCAGAACAUGGGCUGGUGCCCGGGAAUGGGGCUCGGACCCGAGGGGCGGGGCAUCACCGAGCCGAUCCGGUGCACACAGAGGCCCAAAGGAGCAGGGCUCGGUUUUAACUGAGGUCUGAGCCGGACGCACAGAGACGGACUCUGAGCCAUCUGUUAUGAAGACGCUGUGUCCCAGCAGGGGGCAGCACUGAGGCCAAGCUGAACAGCCGUACGAACAGAAACGGAAGAAAGAACGGCGCACGGGGAGGUGAGAGGAAGGCCGCUUGUUCCUCGAAGAUCAGCCGGAUGAAGAGCAUCGAAUUUUUUUUGCACAAAAAACACAGUGUCAUAUCUGUAGCGAUCUUAAAGGCCACCGAAUUUAGCUGCUGUCAUAUUUUCACCUCAUGCCAUAUUCAUCCAAACCCUAAACCCAAACCGCAGGCUGUGUCCUAAUUUAAAUACUUUGCCAAUUGUAUGGAUGUUUUAACAUGUGCUACUACUCUAUAACAAUGUAAACCUGCCAAGACCAUAAAUUAUUGCGAGCAUUAUAUAUAUGCUGUUGAAUGGUUGCCAGGAUGUGCGUAUAAAUUACAGAUCUGUCUUAUUAUUAUUAUUAUUAUUAUUAUUUAUUUUUUUUUUUUUUGUAUUUUUAUUUCUAGAAAUAAUUUUUCUCCAAUGUUCUCCUAAUUGUCCCACUAGCCAGCUGUCCUGUAUCCCACCAGGAUCCAGAGACUAACCUCAUCUCACACACUGUUUGCCCUCUUCCACAUACACAAGCUCAUAGAUGCAUACGAAUGGAUAAGUGUAUGGCUGAUUGACAGGAGCGUGAUGAACAUUGUCCUUCCCACUCCUCUGAAGGCUUAAAAAAAUGUGCUCCAUCAGGGUUGCCAGAUUGUCAACCUUCCAAUAAUAUAAAACCAAACCAGUGCCAUUUAUUUUAGGUUUUAGUAAUGGGAAACUUUCCCCAAUUCCAUUUUAGGAUCAUCCCUUUAAUGUGUGAGUGUUUAGGAAUGGAAAUCUUUAUACUGAAUGUGAUUUUGAAUCAAGAAUACUUGAUGGAUCUUGAUUAUAUACAUAAUGAAGUUUUGAAACUAGUCGACCAUUUCAUUUUAUGUUUUGAUUUUUUUUAUUUUAGCAAGUGAAAAGACCAGGGCACAAAUAUUUGCAGAGAAACUUGCAAAUUUACCUGAUAAAUGGAUUACAAAUCAAAAUGAUGAUCAUCUUUAUUAUGAUUUGUUUUACUAGGACUGUCUUGUAAAUUUUCAUUGAAAAUACCUUUAAAUUUGUUUAAAAAAUACACUACAUUGCCAAAAGUAUUGGGACACCCCUCCAGAUCAUUGAAUUCAGGGGUUGGGUUCCGCCCCUUAGUUCCAGUGAAAGGAACUCUUAAUGCUUCAGCUUCAUACCAAGACAUUUUGGACAAUUUCAUGCUCUUUGUGGGAACAGUUUGGGGUUGACCCCUUCCUGUUCCAACAUGACUGCACACCAGUGACCAAAGCAAGGUCCAUAAAGACAUGGAUGAGUGAGUUUGGUGUGGAGGAACUUGACUGGCCUGCACAGAGUCCUGACCUCAACCCCAUAGAACACCUUUGGGAUGAAUUAAAGCGGAGACUGUGAUCCAGAUCUUCUCGUCCAACAUCAGUGCCUGACCUCUAGAGGAACGGUCAAAUAUUCCCAUAAACACACUCCUAAACCUUGUGGAAAGCCUUCCCAGAAGAGUUGAAGCUGUUAUAGCUGCAAAGGGCGGGACAACUCCAUAUUACAUUCAUGUGCAUGGAAAGGCAGACGUCCCAAAACUUUUGGCAACAUAGUGUAUCUUUAAACAAUUAUGUAGAUCUGCGCAUCCAUGAAUUUAGUUCGCGUUACAUCUAAGAAUCAUGGUUAUUUUUUUUUUAUUAUUAUUGAAGUGUUGGUUCAGCUGAAAUCAGGAGGAGUUUGCUCAGUAAAAACGCCGUGUCUAGAUUGAUCUUCUCCCGUCUCUGUAAAUGAUCAAAUUUGCACUGGCGAGCUGAAGCGGUUCACAGGGACCCUGAGAUGAGAACCGCUGUAUAGAGUACAUCUUAUCGAUCAUAAAGGUGCUGAUAUGGGAUCGGUUUUUACUCCUGUGUAUGCUGGUGUACUGUAUAACGUUACGUCAACAAGGUCACUGAUUGUAGAUCAGCUCAGAGCGACAUCCUGCUCUUCGGUUGCUGCGCUUCCUGUUUAGAAAAUGGACGUCCGGAUGGUUUAUGGCAGGAAAAGGUGACUGUGGUGGAUGGAGACUGAUUCGCUCUGAUCUUUACAGCUUUACAUGGGUUUUGUAAAAGGUUCCGUUUUGUAUUACAGACCAGAAUGCUGUUCUCCAUGUAAACGCUGAAAUGAAUAAAACCAAGAAACCUCA